CUUCUGGGAUCAUCGAAAGGGGGAUAGGGCCCAUCAGAGGGGUCAGAAAUUGAAAAUUUAGUUUGAGCUCACUCUCUCUCUCUCUCUCUCUGGACCGUGCUCAAAAUAAUUGCCCAUUGCAUCCAUCACGAUCUGCACUUGCUUUGAGUUCCCCCUUUUACCUAUCGAUGGAGUUUUGAACCUGGAAAUGGGAUGUCAUUCCGUGUAGAACGUUCCGUCCACUUCCCUCGUGGGUGCGAGGGAGCGCGUCCACAUGGCGCUCGUUGUGUGGGCAUCCCUCACACUCACAAUGUGGGAGAAUGGGAGAAGGUGGCAUUUGCUAUUCGACUGAUAAGGCAAGGCGGUUUAGAAACCGAAGGAGCUGAGAUGGUAGGCACAUAAGGGGUAAGAAAGAAGAGAGGGGUGGAGCAAGUUGACGAGAAGAGCGGUCCCGGAAGUUUCGUAACUUCGCAAACAGGAAGUCUCAAAGCUGAGAUGGUGGGUGGUUGAUUUCUUCAAGCUGAGAUGGUGGGUGGUCGAUUUCACAUGGAGAGGUGGAGGACGAUGAGGAGAGCCAUGGAUGGUCGUUCCGCCAUGUUGAGAUGAUGGGGGUUGUUUCUUCGUGGAGGGGUGGAGCAGGUUAAGGAGAGCUAGGGCCGGUUAUUUGUACAUGCGGAGAUGAUGGGUGGCUGUUUCUGCUUGCUGAGAUGGGUGGUUGACGAGGGGUGAAGCAAGUUGGGGAGGGGCAUGGUGGAGCAAGAUGAGGAGAGCCAUGGUUGGUCGUUUCUCCAUGUUGAGAUGAUGGUGGUUGUUUCUUCGUGGAGGGGUGGUGGUUUCUACUUGCUGAGAUGGGUGGUUGUUUCUACUUGCGGAGACGACUGGUUGUUUCUACAUGGAGGGUUGGAAUAAGUUGAGGAGGGCCACGGUGGAGCAAGAUGAGGAGAGUCAUGGUUGGUCGUUUCUCCGUAGUGAGAUGAUGGGGGUUGUUUCUUCGUGGAGGGGUGGAGCAGGUUAAGGAGAGCUUAUGGCCGGUUAUUUCUACAUUCCGAGAUGAUGGGUGACUGUUUCUACUUGCUGAGAUGGGUAGUUGUUUCUACUUGCUGAAAAACUGGUUAUUUCUACGUGGAGGGGUGGAGCAAGUUGAGGAGGGCCAUGGAGGGGUGGAGCUAGUUGAGGUGGGCCAUGGGUGGUUAUUUCUACAUGCCUAGAUGAGGGGUGGUUAUUAUUUCUAAAUGGAGGGGUGAGGAGAGCCAUGGGUGGAUCUUUCUAUUUGAAAUUGCUGUAAGGUGGGAGCUAGCAACCGUCUACAAGGACCAGAAAGGAAGGGAAGGGGUUUUCCUCAAUAUACUUAACGCAGUGCUGGACUUUUCUGGAAGGUAUGCUGAAUCAGAUUCUCUUGUCGCAGUGGUAGAAGGGAAGUCGUUUUGUUGACAUAGUUGUCGGAGUGCUAGAAGGGAAGGGGUUUUGUUGACAUAGUUGGCGAAGUGCUAGAAGGGAGGGGUUUUCAUCGACGUAGUGGUCGCAGUGCUGGACUUUUCUGGAUCGUAUGCCGAUUCUUUUGUCAGGAUAUGGGUGAGAGGAAGGAGGCGCUAUGAUUACUGGUUCCAUUGUGAUUGUUGAAUCUUUAGUCCACUUAUAGGCAACUCUUAUCAUUCUGGUCUAGAGAUAUCUCUCUUGAAGGUCGGAGCAGAGAUUAGAUGAGAAGAGAUGAGAAGAGAUGAGAAGAGAUGAGAAGAGAAGAGACGAGAAGAGACGAGAAGAGACGAGAAGAGACGAGAAGAGACGAUGAGGAGAGGAGAAGAGACUAGACGAGAAGAGAAGAGACGACGGGGAGAGAAGAGAAGAGAAGAGAAGGGAAGAGACGAGAAGAGACGACGAGGAGGGGAGAAGAGACGAGGAGAUGAGAAGAGACGACGAGGAGACGAGAAGAGACAACGAGGAGACGAGAAGAGACAACGAGGCGACGAGAAGAGACGACGAGGAGAGGAGAAGAGAAGAGACGAGACGAGACGAGACGAGACGAGACGAGAUGAGACGAGCGAUGGGGAGAGAAGAGAAGAGAAGAGAAGAGAAGAGCAGGGAAGAGAAUAGAGGAGGAGAUAUAGGACUCACUCUCAUCUUGACAUUGCCUUCGCCUGGUGCUUCAUCUUUGCUGGCGGAUGGAAAGUAGAGAGGUUCUGGGUCACAGGUGGGUCUUAUCGUCUUCCACAAAUGCCCAAGCGAUACGUCUUUUAGAAAAUCCGCUGCAGCAGAACCUCACUUCUUCAGGAGAAUCGGAGUGGGAUAAUCCCCCGAUAUGGAGCACAAAAACGCAUGGAACAUAUUUCUUUGGGUGGGGAAUAUGAGGUAAGCAGUGAAGUACAGUUCUAGAGUCAGUUGCCAAAAGCGUUUUCACUCUCCGUUUUCACUCUCCAAGAUUGGAAGACACCUGUGUCAUAAAAGAUUGAGGUGCAGCAUUACAGCAUGAGCAGGUGAAAAGAAGAGAAGGCUCCGCUGUUGCAGAGCUUCCGGUGAUAGGACUGAAGACGUUAAGGGGUUGUAAAACCGAAGUGCGGGAGACUCAAGGGGGGUGAAGGGGCAAGGGGCUUCAAAACUGCAAGCGAUGGGACUGAAGGGGUAAUUUACUGUAAUUGGUUUCUACUAACUUUCUAGAGGGGGAUCAAUGCAACCUGGAAAGCUUAACUCGGCGGGCAUCGAGGAUUGCCUGGAUUUCUGAAUUAGCAUGGAUGUGAGCAUGAGAGAGCGAUUGAGGGUGAAGGGCUGCGAGAUUUCGUAGGCUUGACGGGGGAAAAGCGGCAAUGCGAUUUGCUGCUUCACGGAAGUAGAAUCCGGCGUGGCUGUGAUGUUUAUGUUUUUGUCCCUCCACUCGUAGUAAUUGCCACGACGGCAAGUGGCGUGUGAACUGAUGGUUCAGGAACAGGACUAGGAGCUGGAACAGAAAUCGGACCAGGUAAAGGAAUUGAACCAGGAAUAGGAAUAGGAACAGAAACAGAUAUGGGGACGGUUACGAUGUGCUGGUGACGACUGUAGGAAUACUACUGGGAAGUUGGUGGGCUUAUCAUGAGCUAGGUUGGGGCGGUUGGUGGUUUGGGGAUCCCGUAGAAAAUGCAUCUUCGAUGCCUUGGGUAUUAGCUACAGCUUGUAUUCAUUCAGUCAUUUCAUUUUGGCUGGAAGAGUAAGGUGGAAGGAACAGGACUACAGGGGAACUGGAACGGAAAUCGGACCAGGAACAGGAAUUGGAACAGGUUUAGGAAUACGAACAGGAACAGAUAUGGGGGACAGUUACGACGUGCUGCUGACGGUGAGUUUGACUGGAGAGAGUAAGGAAGGUGGAAGGUUUAUGGCUUCCUUUGCGGAUGAGAGCCGCGUUUGCAUUUUGCUGUAGCAGCGGCAGAUGUUGCAGCUAGAGACCUGGAUUGUAUCAUUUGUGUUCGAGCCGAGCGAUCGGCAGGCAGGUAGACUGAUGACGAAUGAAAAGUCGAUUUGUACUGGCCCUACUGGGUACCUGGGGGCAAAGUGGGGUAAUAGUAUGUAGCCUGUUUUUCAUGCUACUGCAGAAGAAAGAUGGAACAGAUUGUGUGUGGAUGGUGUCUUUCUGCUAAAAAUACAGCAGUGAGAGCUGCUACGCUGCAGCAUAUCAGAGGCCUGGAGUGUGUUCGGGAACGGGCGCUACCCAUGACCUUAUGGUACUUUCCAAAGGGCUCGAACUUUGAAGCUUGAUUUGUUGAUUGGUUGUCGUUAGUUGUGUGUAGCAUUCAGCCAGGACCAAGUUUGGACGGCGGCUGCAAUUCAGAAGAAUCUGCCUCUAUGCGAACUUGAGUUAAGGGUCGCAAAGGGCCGAGGAAGGACUUUCACGUGCCGGUGGGCAGCUGUGGAGAGGUGGAUGUUGCGUUGAGUGAUGAUGUUGGCAUAGAAGCCGAGUUGGGCAUCGAUCACCUGUGCACGUCCAGGAACGAGGGAAAGACACAAUCGGCAGAACGAGUGGGACAGGCGGCAGCAAAGGAAAAUGGCAUCGAUCAGGUCUGCAAAGCACCGUAAGGAAGGAGGGUGGACAAAACUCUGCCACGGAACCGCUGCGGAGGCGGAUGCUAGGUUUUGAGUGAUGCUGGCAUACAAACUGAGUUGGGUAUCGAUCCGGCGCUGAAGUCGUGCCCGAAAAGAAAAGACACGUUCGGCAGAAUGAGUGGGGGACAGGCAGCAGCAAAGGUCGACGGCAUCUACGAGGCCGGCAGAGCACCAUAGAGGACGCGAUGCAAUUGCGGUUGCUUUGGUGCCGUUACGUUCGUUCAAUUUCAGCGGCAUGAUGGAGAGGAAUGAAUCCGUACGGAUGUUUUUAGGGCAAGUAACCGAAAGUUUGAUCUCCUUGCAUUGCGUUAGGGAACGAAGUCCCAUGUAGCGAGUUGGCCUGCGGCUGAUCCGGGCUAUAUUCUUGACGUAUAGACUUGAGAAGUUGAGAUUGAUUGUCUAUAUACUCGCAAUUCAUUGCUGGGCAAUACUACUGUAGUCUAUCGGACUGAAGUUUUGCGUUGAGGGUGCUACUGUUGGACUGAACUUUCGCCUUGAGGGUAUAGCUUUGUGCCUUGUAGGCUUAAGAUAACUAGUUUUGAACUAUGUAGCAGUGGGUUAUAGUCAUGGGCUAUAUAUGGCAGCACAGCAUCUGAGCUACAUAUAGUGUGGAGUCAAUCUCAGGCUACCGUCGCCUGCUGACACCUACCAUCUCCAUGUCUGAGCCUGAACACCAGAGGAGUUGCUAUCAAGAUAUAGUACAGAGGUAAUCUCCAGCUAUAUUGUUGUCCGCUUAGCGUGUAGGCUGGAACAUCGCCUCUAAGCUGUAUAUAUAUAUAGUCGUGAGCUGAUCUCAAGCUAUGAUUCAAGGUCUUCAUCUAUAGACCUGAGCAGCACCUCUGACGUACAGCACCUUGGAGGCAUAGUCUUCCUCUUAUCUCAAACAAUGACCUUGAGGUCUUAACCCAUAGAUAGACAUCUAAAGCUCUUCUCAAACAAAGCUCUUAUCUCAAACAUUCUGGAGCUAAUCUUGGGCUAGAAUAUGACCAAGAUGCAGUGCCAUUAUUCGAUCUUUUCAGGAUUGGCAAUGGACUGUUCGAGCAUACUGACUAUACUUUUAUGCUGUUGUGGGGUUAUAGUCUCAGACUAUAGUCUUCACUAGAGGUAUGGUCUAUGCUCUGUUUAGCAAUACACGUGUCUUGGCUACUAUACUUCACUGGAGCUAUGGUCUAUGCUACACUGACUCUUGACUGUACUUCUGUGUGUGUUGUUGUGGGGUUUAGUCUCGGACUAUAGUCUUCACUGGAGCUAUGGUCUAUUGCCGCAGUUGAACUGUCGUAUCCGGCCAUACAAAUCUAUGUUUGUAUAGUCCAGACCUCAGCCAUCCAGUCUCAAGCUAUAGACUUGCGACUCCGCCAACACAGUCAUACACUAUGCAGGCUCGACUAUAGUUUGGCCUAGGUAGUUGUGGGAUUAUAGGCGUAUACAAUGCAGUCCUAUAGACUCCUAUCACUAUUCAGGCUUGGUAUUAGUUUAGCCUAUAUGUAGUUAAGGGAUUGUAGCCACAGACUCUAGUCUUGAGUGGAGCCAUGGUCAUGACGUUUGUCGUCUUCCUAUUUAUACCUGCGAAGCGCAUUGUCUUCAGCUAUAUAGGUUUUCACUCAUAGGAUUGAGCUAUAGUUGGGGGGGGAUUAUAGUCUAGGACUAUAAUCUUGACUUUGAAAGCGUGGAUGUACGUAGUCUUAAGAUUACGCUCCUUGGCCACAGUCUUCAAGUAUGUUGGAUUUCGUCUAAUAUAGUCUUCUGCUAUGCUGGUGCUCAUCUAAUAUAUAGUCUUGAGCUAUAGCCUUUUGCUAUACAACCUCAGGAUUACAGACUUUUGACCCACACUUACUCUUGAGCUAUACUCUUGGUAUCAAGAUUAUAGACAAAAUCGUGACGCUCUCUCUCCACACAAUACUAGCUACAGACACGGAGGUGGUGUAGCGGAUACAGACGGGCAGCGGGCAAUCCUUGCGCUAAAGAUGGAUGCAGCAACUGAC
Chara braunii is the source of this 6026-nucleotide messenger RNA. Lineage: Eukaryota; Viridiplantae; Streptophyta; Charophyceae; Charales; Characeae. The record is from the annotation of a GenBank genome assembly.